UGUAGUUUCGGUUUUGGGCCGUGGGAGCUCUCGUUUCCGCGUGUCCGUGAACUGUGUGAAAACUUGGUCAACAGCCGCGGGACUUGAGCCCGGUUCAGCCGCUGAAAGUGCCCGAUUCGACCCGUUUCCCGUGUCCGUGUGAGCCCGUGUGCUGUCGGUUGUCCGUGGACCCAGAGAGGACGGGACCGAGCCGCGUGAGGACGCAGUUUUAUCGGCGGAGAGAGCGCGGAGCCGCGGGUCUGAGCUGCUCCAUGUGGUGGGCAGAUUAUCUGUAACAAAGAGCCGAGAAUCCCGCUUCGUGUCGCCGCCUCGAGCCCGGUCCUGAGCCCGGUUUCGUGCCCGCAGCCGGAGAUGCCUCUGCUCCACCGAAAACCCUUCGUGAGGCAGAAACCUCCCGCGGACCUGGACCCACACGAGGAGGUGUUUCUGUGUAAAAUAACCCACGAGAUCUUCCGAAACUACGAUGAGUUCUUCGAGCGCACCAUCCUCUGUAACAGUCUGGUUUGGAGCUGUGCGUUGACGGGCCGAGCUGGACUCACGUACCUGGAAGCGGUAGAGAGCGAGCGGCGGGCCCGGUCCAGUCUUCAGAACUUCCCUGAAGUUCUACUCAGACCUCUGCUGCUCCUCGUGAAGCAAAGCCAGAGCAAACGUCUGUCUGAGCUCUGUGAGGAUGUCUAUGGCUUCUGCAGAGAGCGGUACUUCCCUGGAGAGAACGUGGACGUCAGCACCCGAGGGGGCAACAGAGUGGCGUGUCAGGUUGUGCAGGUCCUCUCUCCUCACUCGAGUGCCAACGGUUCCACGAUGAAGACCGAGGAAGACUCCAUCGUCAUCAGCGACAGCGACGAAGAGGAGCCAAGCAUUCCCCCUCACGUCAAUGGUAAGCGUGGGAAGCCGCUGUCUCCCUCUGUGUUCAGAUACACUGUGAAACUACUGAGUGGAGAGGCCGAGACGUUCACAGUGAAAGCGGCUCAGCUCAGUCGGCGGAAGAACGUUGUGUCCAGAGAGAAGCUGAAGCUGCUCUUCAAAAACCACUGUGAGCCGCGUAAUGGAGCCAUUGUCCUCAAGUCCUCCACAGUCUCCAAGUUCAGACUCUCAGACCUGAACUUCACUCAGUUUUUCCCCGACGAACCUCCAGUGUUUAGCUCCUCCUCCAAGAGCUCACCUGGGCAGGGGGCGCUCUCUCAGUUGAAGGCCAUGGAGGAAAAGCUGAAGCUGGUGCAGCAGAAGGAGGAUAUGGCCCAGAAGAAGAGGGAAAGAGCAAAAGAAGACAGAAAACGACAGAAAGAAGAGAAGGAUGAACGAAGGAGAGUGGAGGAACAUAGACUGAACGAGAGAAGCGAGAAGGCCAGAGAAAAUCAAAAACAGAAAAGAGAGAUGAAGAGAGCCGAGAAGGAGAAGAAAAUCCAGCAUAAGAUUGAUGAACUGAAAGAGGAGAAACGGAGGAGAGAGGAGGAGGAGCGCAUCAGCCUCAAGGAGAACCUCAAGAAGAUCCGAGAAGAACUGAGGCAGAAGAGACUGGAGGAGAGAGAGAUGAAGAGAGUGGAGAAAGAGAAGGAGCGAGAGAAGCUGAAGGAGGAGAAGAGGAAAUACGCAGAGAGGCUCAAACAGCUGAGCAGACCCACAGAAGACCUGGACUGUGAUGACCUGCAGGAGCUGCCCCGUCCCUCCCCGGUGCAGACACGCCUCCCCACUCACCUGUUCGGAGAAGCUCUCAUGGUUCUUGAGUUCCUCAGAUCCUUUGGAGAAAUCUUUGAGCUGAAGGAUGAGUUUCCAGACGGCAUCAAUCUGGAGGUCCUAGAGGAGGCGCUGGUGGGCUCAGACCCUGAGGGACCGCUGUGCGAGCUGCUCUUCUUCUUCCUGUCAGCCAUUUUCCAGAGUUCAGAUGAAGAUGAGGAGCGACGCCCUGAGGAGUCGGACCUAUCAGAGGCCCUGGAUGAUGCUCCUGACUCCGCUUCCUCUGCUCUGGCUGCCAUGACAAUGGCAGCGGGGGCAUGGUCACAGCUACACCAAGGGCGGAGCCUGAAACAUCUGGACCUGGACAGUUGCUCCCUGAGCGAGAUCCUCCGACUGAAGAUUCUAUCAGCCGACGCCAAAGAUGAUCCCUGCGCAGAGCUGAGAAGCAUGAGGCCAGAAAUACUCCAGAAACUACGGAGUACGGCAGUGUACGACCUACAGCCAGGGGAGAAGCUGCAGAUCCUAAACGCUCUGGUGGGAAAACUCCUCACUCUGGGACUGAGCCGAGACCUGAUCGAAGACUGUGUGGACGAGCAGAAGACUGCAAGGAGCGAGCUGAGAGAGAUACGAGCAGAACAGCACCGUAGAGAGAAGGAGGAGGCGGCCUACAGAGUUCGAAUGAGGAGAGAAGAGCGGCUGAGGGAGCAGGAGCAGAAGAUGAAGGAGAAGGAGGACAAGCUCCGAGAACAAGAGAACAUCAGUGUGAAUGGAACUGGACCAGAACCAACUCCAGGGCUCAAGAAACCCGAGCAGAACCAGGACAAAGAUGUUCAGAAAGGGCUUGACUCCAAACCUGUCCCACUGACUCCAGAAGAACUCCAGAAGGAACAGGAGAAGGUGGGUGAGUUGCUGGUUCGACUCCACAGAGCCUCUUCUUGCACUUCGCUGCUUCCUUUGGGCAGAGAUCGCUGGUUUCGUAAAUACUGGCUUCUCCCAUCACAGUCUGCUCUGUUUGUGGAGGAGGACACGUUCGGACUGACCGCAGACAUGGCCCGGCCUGAGGUUGGCGUCACUGAGUGUGCCCAGAGCACAGUGUGUAACGGCAGUUCACAGGAUGUGGAGAUGGAGGAGGGUGGAGUCAGUACUACCUCCAGCUCUGCCCCUAUCUGCCGGGACUCCGCCCCUCAGAGCCCUGACUCCGCCCCAGAGGCCUCAGACCCCACCCCUGCCCCCUGCCUGCCCCAGAGCGCCCCCCGCUGGUGGUUCUUCUCGUCUGUAGACCAUCUGGAGCUGCUGCUGCAGAGUCUGAACCCGCGCGGGCACAGAGAGAGCGGCCUGAGGGAGGCGCUACUGAAUGAGAGAGCACGCAUCACCACAGUGCUACAGACCUGUGAGGAGAGCAAGUACAGCCACACAGAGGAACAGCAUUUCUCAGAGUGCACUACAGCGGAGUCUGUGAUGGAGGCCAAACUCAGAGACCUGCUGCUGGACAUUGAGGAUCGGGUCUACCAGGGCACGCUGGGGUCACUCAAAGUGCCAGAGCGACAGGUGUGGAGGGUGGCACUGGAGGCGGGUCAGUACCACACUUUGAUUAACAGCUGUGAGGACCAGUUGAUGGAGGUGGACUCUGACUGUCUCGGAGCCUCAUCUGUGGGCAGCCACAGCGUCAGGGCCCUGGCGGCUGCUCUGGGUCAGAUAGAACGAGGGAUUGAGAGGCGCUUUCUCAAACCUCCUCUGGGUGAAGAGGAUUUCAAGAAGGAGCAGAAGGCCAAGAAGAACCAGGCCAGUGAUGAUGUGAGUGACAGCGGGCGUGGGAGCAGGUCUCUAUUGGAGAGGUGGAGAGAGUCUCUGAGCUUCUGCUCCAGUCUGUCACAGGUGUUUGUGCACCUGUCGACCCUGGAGCGCUCCGUGCUCUGGUCUCGUUCUCUGUUAAAUGCUCGCUGCCGAAUCUGUCGAAGGAAAGGAGACGCAGACAACAUGUUGCUGUGCGACGGCUGCGACCGGGGACACCACACACACUGUUUAAGACCCAAACUCAAGUUGAUCCCGAGCGGAGACUGGUUCUGCCCCGACUGCAAACCCAAACAGAGGUCCAGCAGAAUCCCGUCUAGGACAAGAUCCUCCAUCGACGAAGAGGAGGAGGAAGAAGAGGAGACGGAGGACAGCGAAGAGGAGGAGGAGACAGAUGACAGUGAAGAGGAGGUGGAGGAAGAGGAAGAGAAGGAAGAGGAGGACAGCCCACCCCCCAGCAAGAAAAGCUCAGCCCCGCCUCCAAAGGGAAAGAACCAAUUGGCAUCGUCCAGGAUCCAACAGGCCACACUCAAAAACACUGGGUCUGCACCAAAACCUGCCUCCAGGUUGUCGAGUAAGAAGGCUUCUCCGCCCUCGUCCAAAGCUCCACCCAGAGCAGGCAGCCGCAGCAGUGCCCGCCUCAGCCUCGAAGUCACACACAACGGGAAGAACACCCCCAAGACUACCCCCAAGACUACCCCCAAGAACACCCCAAGGAAUACCCCCAAAACCAGCCCGCAGAGCCAGCCUGACCCUGCCCCCUCUAUAGCCCGCCCUGUGCUCUCCUCUGGACUCUCUUCUGGACUCUCCUCGGGGUGCAGGAGGUCCUCUGGGAGAAAUCAGGGUGUGCACGAGCUGUCAGCCUGCGAGCUCCUCACAGUGGAACUGGUCAGACACGAGGACAGCUGGCCUUUUAUGAAGCUUGUGUCACGCACUCAGGUUCCAGAUUAUUACGACAUUGUGAAGCGGCCAAUUGCUCUGAGCACCAUCAGAGAGAAGGUUAACAACUGUGAAUACCACUCAACAGCCGAGUUCAUGGCCGAUGUGGAGCUGAUGUUCUCAAACUGUCUCCAGUACAACCCUCGCCAAAGCAACGAGGCCAAAGCCGGACUCCGUCUGCAGCAGUACUUUCACUCACAGCUCCAGAAGAUCGGCUUGAAGACCAGAGAGGAGGAGCCUGCAGCCAAGCGCUCCAGGCACUGAGGAGGGAAAUUGGACCAGGCCAGGAGACUGGGCCCAGAAGGGGGAAGCAAGAACUGGGGACUAAAGGUUUGGGCCUGCUUUGGGCCUGCUUUGGGCCUGCUUUGGGCCUGCUUUAGUCCAGUUUUAGAUUUGAGUUAGUCUCAUAGAAAAGUCCUGAAAUCUGACCCCAAAUGUGACCUCAAAUAGAGCAGGCUUGGAUGAAUAAAACUUGACUUUAAUGACAUGACCUACAUUUCUAUUGUCCGUUUGAGAUUUAGGUGAAAUAAAAAGUUUUAUUGUUUAAAUAUUAACAAAAGGAAAAACAAAAUCCUCCUAUUAAAAUAGAUGAAAUGUUGAUUAAAUGUGUUGGCUGAAGUGGACAUGGGCUCCACACAUGCUUGAUUUUCAGAGCAUGCAACUGCAGCUCUAAAAAUCAAACUAUGAAAUCUUAAAGGACUUUGGUCCUGUGUCAAAUUAAUUGCAUUAAAAACAAAGCUGCAAGUGAUUUAAAAUAAAUAUUUCUUCAACACUUUAAAACCAUUAGCCAACCUCAACAUCUCGGCCUUAAAGCUCCAUUUGUCGCAUUUCAAAAUGUAUUUUUAUAUAAAAGACGAGUGUAAAUAUGUAAAAGACACAUAUCACUGAGAAAAGCAGACGUGUCCUCGUCAUUUGACCUCAGGAAACUCCCAUUGUUACAAAUGCCUUUGAACCUGAGGAGACUGGAGCUUUACAUUUAUACAGUUAAUUUAAUAUGACACGUUUCAUUUUAUGACUCAUUUUUAUACUUUGUACAUUUUUUCCUGGAGUUACAUUUUUGUUUAACAGUUUAGAUUCAUUAACAUAUUGUUGGGUCCAAUAUGUUUCUAAUUUCAAAUGCUUUUAGUCAGGUUUGAUUUCAUUGAUCACACACAGCAGUGAGGCUUAUGAUCACGAAGGACAUUUAACCCAGACAGAAGUCAAAUAAUCAGAUUUCAUUAAAAAAAAACCUAAAACUUAACCAAAUGCGUCUGAAGUAAUUUUAAGCUCCAAGGCUCCUGUCUGCUUUUCCUGCUAUGACUGGACACAAGUCUAGAACAAUCAGAUUUGAAUAAACCUUCUCAGAAUGAUCCAUGACUCUGACUGAACGCACCUGUUGUUACCCCGGCCUGUGGGAUUGUGGGACAUGCAUUUUUUGUUGUAGUUUUUGUGUCAAACUACUGCUUUAGUUUAUUUCUGUUGUAUUUAUUAAGAAGGUAAUUGUUCUCCUGUUUUUCCACUGGUUUUGUGUUUGAUAAUUAAAAUGUAAAAAUAAAUGAUGUUUUAU
This is a messenger RNA of Periophthalmus magnuspinnatus, 5950 nucleotides long. RefSeq names its product bromodomain adjacent to zinc finger domain, 1A (gene baz1a). Lineage: Eukaryota; Metazoa; Chordata; Actinopteri; Gobiiformes; Gobiidae. The record is from RefSeq and is a predicted model, not a curated record. Gene Ontology annotation, biological process: chromatin remodeling. The transcript is spliced from 29 exons. Bases 352 to 4668 code for a protein of 1438 amino acids. Gene Ontology annotation, molecular function: protein binding.